AUCUUUUCCGGAAAAACAGCACUGCACCCAGCCACCGCGCUCUGUAUUUCAAAAUUUUAAAAUAUUUAAUUUUCCCACAUUUCAUGAGUGUUAAUAUAUAUUCAGAAAAAGUACAAAAAGAUGCUAAUUAGUACAGAGACGGUUCUUACAUUUCAAGCAUAUUUUUAACCAUUGAUAAAAGAUUUUUUUUGCUAUUUUCGUGAAACAAACAUUAAUUAAUACUUAGUACUAAUAAGUUUUUAUUUUUCAUACUCCACUAAAAUCUUUCCACUUUCCGCCAGUUGCAUGUGUGUAUAGGUUCCGUUCUGCCGUUUCACCGAUAUUCCGACGUAAAGUCGCCCGCCGGUUUUAUGAUGGGAGAUCUUGGCGUGGAGGAGGAGUUAUCAUCCAAAGAUGCCUUCAAGCAGUAUGUUAUGGUGAAAAAGGACAGGAAAGUCAUAUGCCCAACACAGUGUCUCAAUCCACCUGCAAAUAUGCCUUCUGUUUGGCAUAUAACAGACAUUGUCCGACAAGAAAAAUUGGCCAACCUCUCUAGUUUAUCCCGCUGCUUGUUACGUCGUUCUCCAGAAAAUUCUCACCAGGAAAAGGAGUGGGGAGAAUUCCUUGGUUUCCUUCAGAAACACAAAAAGGUUGCAACUGGAAAAGAUGAGUGCUUUCAAUUUUUCAUACUUCCUCCCAAAGAAGGCUCGGGAUUCAGCUGUACAUUUGCUUAUUACCGGGAGAGGGGAAAACCAAGUGAAUGUCCUGUAGGUAAGGCCUCUGGAUCAACUUCUCAUCUGAUUGAGGAUGCUUGUUCUCCCUACAGCGAGGAGGCUGUUGUAGGUGCCCAAACUUGUAAUUUGUCAGCCAAAGCUAGUGAAAGGCCUGAAAAAACAAAUCAACACAAUCUUGUGCGUGCAAAUCCUAGUUUUUUAACAACUCUAGCUCACACCCAUUCCGGUUGGAUUUUUGGAGCAAUUGCGGAGUUUGUGGACAAUUCUAGGGACGCAAAAGCAACCAAGUUGGAAGUUUCUAUUGACAUGAUAUUUUCAAGAGCGACUGGCAGAGAAAUUCCUAUGCUGUGCAUUAUAGAUGAUGGAUGUGGAAUGAACCAUCAGGAGAUGCUUCGUAUGGUAUCAUUUGGACACAACCAACCUGAUGUGGAUGACCCUAAUCGCAUUGGGAGAUUUGGAAUUGGUUUUAAGACUGGGGCAAUGAAACUUGGGAAAGAUGCAUUGGUUUUGACACAAACUUCUAACUCUAGAUCAAUUGCUUUCCUUUCCCAGACACUCAAUGAAGGAAAAGAUAAUCUGGAGAUACCCAUUGUAAGCUACUACAGAUAUGGGCAAUUUAUGGAGCUGGAUAAGCAAAAUGAGACUCUGUUCAAACACAACUUGAAAGCUAUUAAGGAAUUUUCACCAUUUGAUAAGUACUUGAUUGGUCAAAAAGUAGGUCUAUUCAGUAGGGAGGGCACAGGAACACAUAUCUAUAUCUGGAAUCUGGAUGAGUGGGGAUCCAAUUAUAGCCUUCAAUGGGAGUCUGGAAUAACUGGUGGGAGCUCCUUCCAUCAGGGCGAUAUUUUCAUUCGUUCUAGACGGGUCAGAGCUCGUCCAGGCCAGAUGACUCAAACGGUUCCUUUGGACUAUUCGCUUAGAUCUUAUUUGGAAGUGAUCUUUCUUGAUCCACGGAUAAAAAUAUAUGUCCAAGGAUCACAGGUUAAAAGCCGACCAUUAGCAAGAUCUCUGAGCAAGACUGUUGUGGAAAAUUGUACUAUUAUGGGAAAAUCGGUUCAGCUUACGCUGGGUUGUAAUCAAUUGGAAUGGGAACAAGCAAAUUGUGGAAUAUUUCUGUACUGGCAUGGACGUCUAAUAGAGGCUUACAAGAGAGUUGGGAGUAUGAUGCAUAAUGGAGAUAAAGGUCGUGGUGUCAUUGGUGUUAUUGAUGUCACAGAUUUAAUGGCUGAUGAUAACGGUCAUGUUUGGGUGCACAAUAAUAAGCAAGGAUUCCAGGAUUGUGAAGCGUAUGCUGAAUUGGAGACGUGGUUGGGUGAAAAAUCAGACAAAUACUUGGAUGAGCAUGUUGAUAAAGUUGAAUUGAAGGCGAGUAGUGGUGUCUACAAACCUGACAACGAGUGGGUGCAGUGUGACAAAUGUAGAAAGUGGAGAAUGUUGAGCCAUGGCUUCAACAGCAAGACUUUACCGCUUCAAUGGUUCUGUUACAUGAAACCUUUUAACGGUAAAUGUGAGAUUCCAGAGCAGGAAGUUGAACCUGGAGUGAUAACGGUAUCCAGCAAGCGUCAGGGAUACAGUUUCUCUGCAGAUCCCCAAGAGAUAAAGGGGAAGCUCUCCAGACAAGCUGUGGGGACAUCAAAAAACAUGGGCGGGAACGUUUCAAGUCAUACAGUGGAUGACGAUCAAGCAAAUGACUAUUUAGAGAGACGGAAAAAGCUCCGAAGGAGUUGUAGGAAAAGUUAGUAUUCUGUUGAAGCAGCAUUUUUGUUGUGCACAGGUAUCUUUACGUAUGUAUAUGUAUAUGUUUGUCAAUAUGCGGCGGUUUUUUGUUAGUACAAUUAUAUGUUACGAUAAAUGUUAUUUGGUUGUCCACCUCUGCUCAAGCGAUGUGCUAUGAUGACAGAGAACACGUCUUUAACUUUUUUUCUUUUCAUCUUGUACAAGUAAUUGUGCCAAGAGACUGACAUUUCCAUUUAUUUGAUCGAAUCAAACAUUUACAUAAUUGCUUGUA
This is a messenger RNA of Capsicum annuum, 2721 nucleotides long. RefSeq names its product ATPase MORC2B. Bases 351 to 2453 code for a protein of 700 amino acids. Gene Ontology annotation, cellular component: nucleus. NCBI's taxonomy places the organism in Eukaryota, Viridiplantae, Streptophyta, Magnoliopsida, Solanales, Solanaceae. The record is from RefSeq and is a predicted model, not a curated record. Gene Ontology annotation, molecular function: ATP hydrolysis activity; zinc ion binding. The transcript has 15 exons.